Molecule: messenger RNA, 2618 nt
Organism: Peromyscus californicus insignis
Lineage: Eukaryota; Metazoa; Chordata; Mammalia; Rodentia; Cricetidae
Gene: Lrrc74b
Product: leucine rich repeat containing 74B
Exons: 9
Coding region: 1-1197 (398 amino acids)
Molecular function (GO): protein binding
Source: RefSeq, a predicted model, not a curated record
AUGAACGGUCCCUGCAAGGAGUCUGCGAAGAAUGAAAAUCAGAAGGGAGAAGCAGCGGCCACCGCGCGUCAGGCAGAGGCCCUGGAGGCCGAGAACUUCUGGACCGAAGAGUCACACUUUGCUCUGGAAACAGAAGGCACCCAGGGGCUUGGAGAACCCGUCCUGCCUACCCUCUAUCUGGAGUCUUGCCAGGCCCACAGUGUUGUACCGGCUUCUUGUCUUCUGCGCCAAGGGAGUGCCUCCGAAUUGAACCUUCGACACCGGGGCCUGGGGCCUCAGGGGGCCUGGGCUCUGGCUUCCACGUUGACCUCUAAUCUCUACAUCAAGCGUCUGGAUCUUCGGGACAAUGGGCUCUGUGGGGCUGGGGCAGAGGCUCUGGCCCAUGUCCUGUGUAAGAACAGCAUUAUCUCUGAUGUGGACCUGUCAGAGAACCAGAUUGGAGCUGCAGGGCUCCAGGCUCUCUGUGCCGCCCUUGCCUUAAACCCAGCUGUGCAGAAGAUGCGACUGGGAGGGAACAGGCUGGAGGAAAAGGCCACCCAGCACCUGGCCGCCCUUCUGCUGCUUCCCACGGGCCUGAAGUCCCUAGACCUCAGCUAUAAUCAGCUCAAUGACCUGGCAGGAGAGAUACUUGGACCUGCCUUGGCAGAAAACACAGGCCUCACGGAGCUUAACCUCAGUUGGAAUCACCUUCGAGGCCUGGGAGCCAUUGCCUUUGCCAAGGGUCUGGAGGCAAAUAUAUUCUUGAAAGUCCUAGACAUCUCUCACAAUGGCUUUGGAGACUCCGGAGCCUCUGCGAUAGGUGAGGCCCUCAAGGCCAACAACGUGUUGGAAGAACUAAACAUGAGAAACAACCGAAUCUCCGUGACAGGGGCCCUGAGCCUGGGACUGGGUCUGCAGGUCAACCAGACACUGCGGAUUCUUACUAUUUCCAAGAAUCCCAUUCAAAGUGAAGGAUAUGUCAGCCUCCUUAAGUCCAUCCGGAACAACAGAUCGUCUGCCCUGGAACUACUGGACCUCUCUGAUGUCCAAGUGAACAGAGAGUGUGAUGACCUUGCUAGCUCAGUGAAUGUAAUUCUUCCAGGACUUUGUAUAAAGAAUAACACUUUCAGAAGAAAAGACUAUCCACCAGCCUCCACACCAUCCCAGCUAGCAUCUGCCCCAAGUGGCUCUGGUCUCAUCUCUAGUAUGCCACUCUAAUGUCUACACUGAUGCCCAUUCCACAUGGCCUCUGCCAUAAUCUGGGCUUCAUUUGCUAUGGCUCAUUCAUUCAACCAAAAAACCUCCCAUGAACAACAUGGACACAAGGACAAUGACAUCCCUGUCAUCUAGGUGUUCAUGUUCUGGUGACCCUGUUAGACAAAAUAUAAGGAGAGAUGGAAUUCCCAAGCUCUUGAAAGAAGGCAAACAGUCACAACCCACUGGAAGGCAAUGUUCCAUUACUAAUGUUCCAAACUGUAAAAUCACCUGUGUGCUUCAGUCUAGCUGACGGACUGAUCUGCUCGACAGAAAUAACCAGAGCCUCAGAGAAAAACUGCUGCUGACUACCGGGUAUGUAACUCAGUGGAGUGCUUGGUUAGCAUCCAGAAAGCCCUGGGUUUGAUUCCAUGGCACCAGAUAAAGAAGCACAAUUAUUUGUGCACUCCAGAAGUGUACUCCAAAAGUGUAAGCAGGAGAAACAAAAGUUCCAGGCCAUCCUCCACAAUAUAGUCCAGUUUGAGGCCAGCCUGGGCUACAUAAGACUCUGUCUCAAAAAAGAAAAAUAAAAAAGGUAUCUAUAGAGCUGGUAGCACAUGCCUAUGAUUCUGGCCCUUGGAAGACUGAGUCAGAGAGAGCAUAGUGACUUAAGACCAGACUGGGAUACACAGCACAGCCCUGCAUAAAAGAAACACUCAUGUCUGAAGACAUUCACUAAAGCCAGCUAUUUGUAAUGAUGAAAACUGGAAACAAGCAAAAUGCCCAAAAACUAAGAUUUGGAACUCUGCUAAUGUUCAGAGCCAGUAAUCCAAGAACAUGGACAAUUCAUGAUGAUAAACAUAAUUAAUGUUGUGUGGGAAUAUCAGAAUCAUGUGGUUUUCUGGUAGUUCCUUAAAAGGUUCAUCAGAAUUACCAUGUAUUAAAAUAUGAAUGUUUUCAAGAGAAGUGAUAACACAUCACACAAAAACUUGUGAGUGGAAGCCAGGGUGAUAGCUCAGAAGGUAAAGAUUCUUGCUGCCAAGUGAUGAGCAGAGCUUGCUCUCCAGACCCCACAUGGUGGAAGGAAAGAAUGGGUCCCCACAAGUUGUCCUAUGACCUCCACACAUAUGCUGUGGCAAUGUGCCCCUCUGCACACAUUAAUAAAAAAUGUGAUGAGGAUAAUUUUAAAAACACCUCAAACUGUUCUUAGCGACAUCAUUCAUAAUAUCCAGAAUGUCCAAAAGAUACCAGUGGAUAAAUACAAUUGGUAUACACACACAGUGGAAUACUAUUUGACCACAACAGAAUAAAUUUUUGGGGUGAUUAAUGUUAUAAAGUUGAUUAUGGGUGAUUGUUAUACAACUGUGAAUAUUGUAGAAGUCAUUCUAGUCAAUGCAUCGCUUUGAAAGAAUGAGUAAGUUACAUCACAAUAAAGUUGCUUUUGA